GGUAUGGAGCAUACUCCACUACGCUGCUCCACUGCAGGUUGGAGGUGUUUUUACGGCAAAUAGUCGGGACCAACGGCUUAACGUGCCCUCUGAAGCAUGGAAUCACCUUACUUUUUCGGACAAUCAGGUGAUUCAAGCCUGAAAAGUUUUUACCAAACAAAGGACAGUCUCACAAAGUGAUUUCGACCAUGUCCCCAUCGGGAAUCGAACCCGGACCUCCGGAUCGUGAGCCUAACGCUCUAACCACUAGACCACGGAGGCUGUUGCAUGCUGAUACCAAUACUCCUGCUGGUGGCAGGCCUGGUCUCCGGGUCUCCGGUCCUCGACCUGAUCACCCCGAGACACGGAGAGACCUGCGGCUAUGAGAGCUGCACACAAGCUGAGGACGGCGUUUUAAAUGUCCACAUUGUGCCGCACACGCAUGACGACGUCGGCUGGUUGAAGACCGUCGACCAAUAUUACUAUGGCAGUGCCAAUAGCAUCCAAGUGGCUGGUGUCCAGUAUAUUUUGGAUACUGUUGUUAAGGAACUGUGGGCAAACCCUAAACGAAGAUUCAUAUACGUGGAGACUUUCUUCUUCUGGAAAUGGUGGGUGCGUCAGUCCGACGACGUACGACAUAAGGUUCACGUGUUAGUGCGUCAGGGGCGGCUCCAGUUCGUUGGUGGCGCGUGGAGUAUGAAUGACGAAGCUGCAGCCCACUACCACUCCACUGUCGACCAGUUCACAUGGGGCUUGAGCAAACUGAACCAGACAUUUGGGCCGUGCGGUAUGCCCCGUGUGGGGUGGCAGAUCGACCCAUUUGGCCACGCGAGGGAGUUCGCCUCUCUUUUAGCUGGCAUGGGGUAUGAUGGGCUGUUCCUUGGCCGUAUCGACUACCAGGACAAAAUGCAUAGGAAGAGGGAGAAACAUAUGGAGAUGCUGUGGCGAGGAGACGAUGACCUUGGUAAAUCGUCAGAUUUGUUCACUGGCGUUCUCUAUAACACGUACUCCCCACCGCCGGGCUUCUGCUUCGACAUACUCUGUCGUGACGAGCCCAUCGUCGACGACCCGGACUCACCCAUGUUCAAUGUCGACGAGAGGGUGACGAGUUUUCUGGCGUACGUAAAAGAACAGGCGCGUAAUUACCGCAGCAACAGUAUAGUACUUACUAUGGGGGGGGACUUCACCUACCAGGACGCCGGCAUGUAUUUCAAGAAUCUCGAUAUGCUCAUUGAAUAUGUUAACUUAAAAGCAGCCAAAGAUGGGCUUAAUGUUAAAUUGUUCUAUUCUACGCCCGAUUGUUAUCUUAAAGCUGUCAAUGAUGCCAACCCGAUCCUACCUGUGAAGCAAGACGACUUCUUCCCGUACGCCAGCGACUCAAACGCGUACUGGACAGGCUACUUCACCUCCAGACCAACCACUAAAUAUUUCGAGAGAGAGGGCAAUAGUUAUCUUCAGAUGGUGAAACAACUUCAAGUGCUGGCGGGCUUGGAAGAUCACAACAUGUUCGUUUUGAACGAAUUAAAAGGAGCCAUGGGUAUAAUGCAGCAUCACGACGCCAUUACCGGCACGGAGAAGCAACACGUAACCCACGAUUACGUCAGGCUGUUGGACGCGGCCAUAGAGGACGCUAUCACCAUAGCUAGACAGGCUUUCAACAAGAUGAUCCAGGGUGACGCCCUCAAGCCGCCCAUCCUCAGCUACGACCGCUGUCGGUUGAACGAGUCCAGCUGCCACACAUCAGAACAGAGCCAACAGUUUGUUGUAACAGUGUACAACCAUUUGGCGUGGCAAGUGAAUGAACCCAUCAGAAUCCCUGUUUUGGAUGGAAAUUAUGCUGUUUAUGCGCCCAAUGGCGAUCUAAUAGUAUCCCAGCUAGUUGACAUACCGGAAGCAGUGAAACGGCUGCCUUCAAGAAAAUCUUCGGCUACCCACGAAAUAGUUUUCAUAGCUCACCUCCACCCACUCUCAUACAAAAACUUCUACGUCACCAAAAAACACAAAAUAACAAAAAGAAACAUCGAUUUAUCUGAAAAUAAAAAACGUAAGAACGAAUUUUACAACGACAUUAAUGACUAUUGGAAGAAAAUGAACGAAAAAUCUUUUAUUGACCUCAAAGCUAUCGAAGACAAUAUUGGGAGCUUCAAUAAUGUUUACAAAGAUGACGUGAAGGUACCUGAAGAGCCGAUUUUUAUUAAAAAUGGCGGCGAUAGUGGAAGGGAUUUCAAGGAUUUUAAUAUUGAUGUUAUGAAAGAUAGCAAGAGUAGUUAUAACCCUGAUACAGAGCAGUUGGAGGAAAUUAUCAAAGAAGCAAGAAGACUUAUAGAAGACGCCAAACAUACGUCAGCUCGCGGCCGAGCUGCCGUGUUUCCCAAGCUGAAUGAUGACGAGAUGAGGAUGUUGGCUGAUGACCCUGGAGUCGUCGACCACUUCCCGGAGACUCUCUUUGUGCAGAAUAAGCAUAUGAAGCUCGAGGUGAACGGUACGUCGGGCCAAAUAAUCCUUAUUUCUCAACCGGACGGCACCGAUAUAAAAUACAACAUCAAAUUCUAUUACUACCCAGCCUGCGUUGGCGACAACUGGAUCGCUGAAAGGCGGUCUUCUGGAGCUUAUAUCUUCAGACCCAACGGCACCAACCCUACUGAGGUCCCGACCUCGUACGUGAAAGGUGCUUCAGGACCUGUGGUUGACGAACUAAGGUCCGAUAAUAACGAUUCAGUAGCCAACACCGUUAGGGUCUAUAAAGACUUAAACUUCAUUGAAAACGAUUGGGUUGUGGGCCCUAUCGACAUUAGCGAUGAUGUAGGCAAAGAAUUCAUUGUUAGGUAUAUAACUGAUAUUGUGAACAACGGGGAAUUUUAUACAGACUCCAAUGGAAGACAGAUGUUGAAGAGGAAGUUGUUUCAGAGACCGCAAUGGAAUGUCUCCUUAGCCGAGCCUGUAUCCGGGAAUUACUAUCCUGUUGUCAAUAAAAUUACUAUCGAAGAUGAUAAAGCGAAAAUUGCAGUUCUUACAGACAGGUCAGAAGGUGGGUCGGCCUUAACGGAAGGCCAAGUGGAACUCAUGCUUCACAGAAGACUGUUGCACGACGAUGCUUUUGGCGUAGGAGAGGCGUUGAAUGAAACGGAAUAUGGCAAAGGCAUGGUUGUUAGAGGGAGACACAGAAUCUUCUUAUCGAAGCCCGACAGCAAAUCAAGUCACAUAGAAGAGAAGAAGUUGGUGCUACAGUUCGAUUUACAGCCUCAAGUUUUCAUAUCUGACGCUAAAGAUUUGUCGCUAAACGAUUGGAAGAAACUUAAAAAUUCUUUUGCUUGGGCGAAUGGGCUGCAAGAAGGCUUGCACUUACUGACUCUGGAGCCUUGGUUUGGCAGCACUCUGCUGCUGCGUUUGGAAAACUAUUUGGAAAUCGCCGACAGAGAGGACACGUCGAUAAAAAUAGACCUACAGUCAAUCUUUAAGUGUAUAAAAGUGAAAUCUUACAGAGAAACAACAUUAGCGGCUAAUCAUUGGAUAUCUGAUGUCAAAAAGUGGAAUUGGAGGACCAAAGAUGGCUUCGCCAAAAGCUUUAAUGAAGCGUAUGGGAACGCCAAUGUAACGAAAUCUAGGAACGAAAUUUAUGGCAAUCAGGACGAUGGGAGUAAAAUCACUAUUAGAGCGAAGCAGAUUAGGACUUUUAUUGUCGAUUACGAACUUAUGUAACCAAGGCUUAUUAACCUAUCCGACAGGCUAGACGUGUCAAGGUCAAGGUGGUUACCAUGGUAACUCCCCCACCCAGGCACAACACAUCUUCCAACCAUUAUUAUUCUGUUCGAAAUAAAAAAAAUAUAAAUAUAGAUAACUAGAUUAUAAUAUUAUAUUUUAUUUCUAAAGCUAACGUAUCGACUCCAAAAUGACACAAUACACUACUACUAAACACGGAAAUACAUAAAUAGUUAACAAAAAUAAUGCUAUUUACUGCACUCGUCAAAAAGCCCGCCCCUGACUAAUCCGGGCGCGAAGGUGCCCAUUACACUAGCCGCAUUCCCUCGCUGUACAGCAAUGGACAACCUUUGCGCCAAGAACAAUCCGGCACGGGGGUCAUCUCCACUCUCUCUUAAACGACGUCCGAUUUCCGCUAUAAAUUUUUUAGCAUCGCUACCCCAACAACCCGUCGUCUCAACAGCAAGCGGGAUAAAAAUGUAGCGACCUUCUAACUCCCUAUAUUUUUCCCGCUUCCUACGAGCAGCGAGCUGCGACGCUGCAAAAGUGUUAACACACGUCGCAUCCCACAGGAGACAUCUGCCCCUCUCCCACGGCACCAGGGUCAUAAUAGAUAGUUCUUUACAAUAACAAAAAUAUAAUAAAUAAAUAAAAUAAAAUACAUUUAUUUCAAUCAACAUAAGGCUCAUACAAUACUUUUGACACAAUACAAUAAAAUAAAAACAAAAUGAAAUGAAAUGACAAUUAAAUUAAAUACAAUGAAAAUAAACUGAAAUAAAAUUGAAUUAAAAUGAAAUAAAAUAAUAUAAACUCACGACUAUGGACCCACUUCACCGAGCUUUCUGCUAGACCAACAACCUCGCCGCUUAUCGUUUAUUGGUCCAAGCGCGGCGCGGCGCGGCGCGGUUGUCAUACAGACCCGGCUGCCAUUACAUUAUAUUUUUGAAUAUUAUGUACCCGAGUAAUGAGAAAAUAGGUACCUACUUAAAACCCUUUCACGGACAGAGAUCAUGGGUCAUUGAUGGUUAAUAGGUAAUAUAUUAUGACACCUUGGGAUCGGAACGUCAUUAGACGUUCUGUCCUUGAAAGUGUUAAUAAGUACGUAGUUUUGUUGGACGACGCUAUCUUUUUUUUUUAGGGAACGUGGGCUGAAAAAUCCCUCAUUACUAUGUACAUGGUCUGUGUGAUUAUUACCUACAUAUUUUUAAUAUUAUUGUACAUCUAAUUACUGUAGCCUAGACACAUUAGGACCUGAUUCCUGCAGACAUAACCUAAUUUUAUUUUAAGUUAUACCUGUCAUUUACUUAUCAGCGCAAAAGAAAGGGACGGGUAAUCGACAGGCAUAAAUUUAUGGAACGCGUUAAUUCUGGUAGAAAUUGAAACAAUUUUACAUUGGCCAAUUAUCCGAUAGAAUUAGGUUGACAUUACACAUCAAAAGCGUUCAAUAUCAGCGAGACGCCUAUGCGAUUCAUCCGAAUUAUUCACUCCUUCGCUCAUUUUAAAAUUAACAGCUGUCAAUCAUCCGUCACUUUUCUUUCUGCGAAAAUGUCACCAUCCGUCACUUUUCUUUUCUGCGAAAAAGAAAAUGACAGGUGUAACUUAAAAUAAAAUUAAGUAGAUGGUGUGUACUGGAAUCAGCACCUCGAUGCUUAUUGCCUAAAUGUUAUGUAAUAAUUAUUUAAAUUGUAAAUCAUUUUACCAAAUACAUACUUAAAUAAUAUUGUUGUUUGAAAAGUUGUAUGUACCUAAUCAUACGAUAGUUUUUAAGACCAAUAAAAAAUGCGAAAUUUA
Molecule: messenger RNA, 5469 nt
Organism: Pectinophora gossypiella (pink bollworm)
Lineage: Eukaryota; Metazoa; Arthropoda; Insecta; Lepidoptera; Gelechiidae
Product: lysosomal alpha-mannosidase-like
Exons: 19
Coding region: 268-3678 (1136 amino acids)
Biological process (GO): mannose metabolic process
Cellular component (GO): lysosome
Molecular function (GO): alpha-mannosidase activity; carbohydrate binding
Source: RefSeq, a predicted model, not a curated record